Centruroides sculpturatus (bark scorpion) is the source of this 914-nucleotide messenger RNA. Its product is annotated as ubiquitin-conjugating enzyme E2 J2-like. The transcript is spliced from 6 exons. Lineage: Eukaryota; Metazoa; Arthropoda; Arachnida; Scorpiones; Buthidae. The record is from RefSeq and is a predicted model, not a curated record. The coding region runs from base 329 to 901 and encodes 190 amino acids.
GAGUAAAGAAAAAACUUGAGAAGGAUAUUCUAAUUAUAACAACAAAAUGUACAGAAUUAUGAAAGAAUUUGAAAUGCUUCUGAUUGGGAUGAUAGUAAAAUUAAAAUAUUGGCUCUUUGGAAUGAAAAACAAUUAGAUUAUUGAAAGCAAUGUUUGGAAGAACAUGGAAUUUUUGUGUAUUUAAGACAAUAAAACAGAAAUAUUUUGGUAUAAUUGUUGAAGAGUUUAUUGACAUUUAAAAAAAAAAGAAAAAAGCUGUUGUGAAGGAAAAUUAAUUGGAAUAAUUGGAGGCAGAUGAUCAUUAAGAAAAGACAAUAUAAUUGGACAAAUGCAUUUUGUUGUCAGAGGACCAGAAGGAACACCUUAUGAAGGUGGUUUUUAUCAUGGGAAAUUAGUAUUUCCCAGUGAAUUUCCUUUUAAGCCACCCAGUAUUUACAUGAUUACACCAAAUGGUCGGUUCAAGUGUAAUACAAGGCUAUGUUUAAGCAUUAGUGACUUCCAUCCAGAUACCUGGAAUCCUGCCUGGUCUGUUUCAACAAUUUUAACUGGCUUGUUAAGUUUUAUGGUUGAAAAAAAUCCUACAUUAGGAAGUAUAGAGACAUCAGAUUUUGAAAAAAGACAAUUGGCUUUGCAAAGUUUAGAUUUUAAUUUAAAAGAUCCAACUUUCUGUGAAAUGUUUCCGGAAGUAGUUGAGGAAAUAAAGACUAGUGCUGAAAGAUUAAUGAGGAGAAAUGGUUUUGUGAAUCGUUUAGAAAAUGAUUUGGACCAGAACAAUCCAGACCAAAUAUAUCAAGAACAGGCACCUGCAGCAAUGGGCAGCACCCUUACAAACAUCUUUGUAAUCAUGGGUUUUGCUGUUUUUGCUUAUGUUGUAAAAUAUGUUUUGAGCAUUGUUAAAUGACAUACAACUACCA